Messenger RNA from Eimeria necatrix, 3444 nucleotides. RefSeq names its product phosphofructokinase, putative. The transcript has 15 exons. NCBI's taxonomy places the organism in Eukaryota, Apicomplexa, Conoidasida, Eucoccidiorida, Eimeriidae. The coding region runs from base 1 to 3444 and encodes 1147 amino acids. Gene Ontology annotation, biological process: glycolytic process; fructose 6-phosphate metabolic process; response to glucose. The record is from RefSeq and is a predicted model, not a curated record. Gene Ontology annotation, cellular component: cytosol. Gene Ontology annotation, molecular function: ATP binding; diphosphate-fructose-6-phosphate 1-phosphotransferase activity; 6-phosphofructokinase activity.
AUGACGGGAAUGGCACAGACGAACGUUGGGCCUCAGGGUCCACCCAGCCCCACCGCCGACGCCUCGGCGAAACAGCUUUCCCGCCGCGCCUUCGUGCCCCCCUUGCCAUCAGUUUUUUCCUCCGGAGCCGUGCAUGCAGUGCAAGUGGAUGGCGCUUCACUACUGAACGAACAAGACAAACAAAUGAAUGCACCGUUUCUCCUUUCACCGCAGGACGAGCAAAUACUGCGCGGAUUGUUUCCCCACACCAUAGACACCCCAUUUGUGCGCAUCGAACCUGCCCAUGCAUCCCAAUCAUCCAACUCUAAGCCUUUGAACGUAGGCGUUGUGCUUAGUGGAGGGCAGGCUGCAGGAGGCCACAAUGUGAUAUGCGGGGUGUAUGACUACAUACACAAGCUGAACCCUGAGUCAACUCUCUACGGGUUCCUUGGUGGACCCCACGGCGUCUACAGCGGCAACUACAAAGUACUUGAUAAGAACACAAUUGAUAAGUACAGGAACAUGGGGGGGUUUGAUAUGAUCAAGAGCGGGAGGCACAAGAUUGAGGAGGAUUCACAAAAGCAAGCAUCACUUGAGGUUUGCAAGAAACUGAAUUUGGAUGGCCUGGUUAUAAUUGGCGGAGAUGAUUCCAACACUAACGCUGCGAUCUUAUCUGAGUACUUCAAGUCGAAAGGGAGCAAGACAAAAGUGAUUGGAUGCCCCAAGACAAUUGAUGGAGACCUGAAAAACUACUACGUGGAGGUCUCUUUCGGCUUUGACACAGCAUGCAGAGUGUACUCAUGCGCAGUGGGGAACCUCAUGAUGCAGACGCUCACUCAAAAAAAUGUGUACCAGUUUGUGCGUCUCAUGGGCCGUAGCGCCUCUCUUCUUACCUUGGAGUGCGCACUGCGUUGCCACCCGAACAUGACAUUUGUGGGCGAGGAAGUACAGGCGAAAAAGCAGUCCCUGAAGGCGCUAGUAGCAAUGACUGCAGAUCUGGUUGAGGCACGCGCAAAGCUGGGGAAGCAUUACGGUGUUAUUUUGCUUCCGGAGGGGCUCAUUGAAUUCAUUCCGGAGGUUGGGGUGCUGAUCGGAGAAAUUAAUAACAUUGUCGCCGCUGGCGAGUUCGACAGAGCGAAAUUGACUGCAGCAAGUCGAGAAGUGCUUGAUAUGCUGCCUCAGCAUACACAGCAGCAGUUGCUGCUCGACAGAGAUCCCCAUGGAAACGUGCAGGUAGCGCUGAUCCACACUGAGCAGUUGCUUCUGGAGUUGACUACCGAAGAGCUCCACCGGAGAGGCUUUAAGCACCCCUUCUAUGGGCGGUGCACUUACCUGGGAUAUGAGGGCCGCAGCGGCUUCCCCAGUGAUUUCGAUGCGACGUAUUGCUACGGCCUGGGCAAUGUGGCGGGGGCUCUCAUUCAGAACGGGGUAACAAGCUGCAUGGCUGUGCUUAAGGGUAUGAGCAGCAGCAGCGAUGUGAGCACCUGGGUGCCUGCUGGCGUGCCUCUGACAAAGAUGAUGAAUCUAGAAAAUAGGAAAGGGAAGACGAAUGUUCCCGUCAUCAAGAAGUUCCUUGUAGACAUAGAAAAGCCCCUUUUCAAAGCUUUUGAGCAGGUCAGAGAGGCAUGGAAGUUGCUUGACGCGUACUUGGUGCCCGGGCCGAUGCAGCUGAAUGGUGAAGAGCUGCAGCUGCCAUAUACAUUGACAGGCCCUCCUCCGCUUGAGACGCUGCUGCCAGCAACGGCAGCAGCAGCAUAUAAGGACAGCGCGCUCCUGCAGCAGCAAGGGUACAGACACUAUUUCAGCCUGUUGCAGCACUUGCGCUCCCCGCUUCAGCAGUCGAGGCAGAAGUCUUCCAUUGAGGUGCCUCAAGGCCUGCUGCAGGCAGGGGUAGUCCUCCAACCCACCGGUGUCAGGGAGCUACUGUCGUCGCAUCACCAGCAGCAUGUCAAGCAGCUGUUCCCCAAAACAGCAGCAACACAGGGAGGAUUGUACACUGCUGCUGCCGGUACACCUGAAAAGAGAAGGGUUGGCAUCAUCCUUGCGGGAGAGUCAACUCCCGGUCUGUCGAAUGUUUUGCUCGGCAUUAUUGAAAAAGUAACUGCAGCCGGAGGCGAGGUGAUGGGCAUCUUGGGCGACGGUAGCUUUACCAACUUGUCUCAGAUGAGAAAUGACAUAGAAAUGCAGAAGAAUCAAAAUGCUUUCCCCUUCCUGGGUCGCACUGUGCUGGAGGAACAGCAGCUGCUGGCUCCGGGGGGCGCGUUGGGUUCACCUGCGAACCUUGACGUUUUGGUGGUACUGCGUGGGACCUUUAGCGGUUGCGCUUCUCUGGCUGAGCGCUUGGCGGAACGGGGUGACAGAUGCACCGUGCUGAAUGUGUGCGGUGACAGCGACUUCUGCCUGUCUGAUCCUUCGAGUUUCAUGGAUGCAAUGGAACAGAUAUCUGGAUCUGCUAUUACCUUCACUGAUCAGCAGAACGAUCAGACGAUCGCUUGCGAAAACACACGCAAGCUCAUCAGAGAUGCAGCGGGAGCACUUGCGCUAGGAUUUGAUACGCAGACCAAGGCGGCCGCUGAACUUGUCGGAAACUUGAUGACGGACAGCAACAGCGCGGCAAAAUACUUCUACUUCUGCAAAGUGGGGGGUGGAAGAGGAGCAGAGGCUGAGGUGGCGAUGCAGACACAUCCGAACAUGGCUCUGAUUUCGACUCUAUAUGCGGACAGCCAGCCUGUACAGAUUGCAGAGCUCCGCUCUGUCGCCGUAGCUUUGGCCGGUAACAAGGGUAAUCCAUUAGCCCUUUCGGGCGCUGAUCAUGCCGUCUUCACCUCGAUUCCGAAAUCUUUCCAACAAAAGUUGGUGCAGAUCUUCGGCACCCCGGGCAAUUUCCCCUUGAAGGCCGCUAGCUUCCCCUUGCAUGACUGUUUGGCUACAAUGGUUGCCAACGUGUUGAAAGAAAGGAAAGCCGCCGGCAAGUUUAGCGGGAGUUUCGCUCCUAUCUGCUUCGACCUCUCGGACCAGGUCCGCGGAUCCUUCCCUUCCGCGUAUGACUGUAGCGUGGGCUACACACUGGGGCUGCUGUCCGGCAUGCUAGCUGUGUCUCCCGCUCUGCAAAAGUUACCAAGUGCUGCUGUCUUAAUUAGUAACCCUACCUCAACUGUCACUUCCUUAUCUCCGGUGGUGGUGCCGCUUCCGGUGGCGGCGAUGGCAUGCGGACUGAAACCCAGCAGCGGCGCUACUGGUGCACGCAGAGGUCUUGCAGCAGCUGCUGCUGCUGGUGCCUUCGACAUUCAGUUGCACACCCCCACCCAGAAUGCCGCGGCUGCAGCUGUUAGCAUGCAGCUGCAGCAGCAGGAGUUCCUACUUAAAGACACAUACCUCAACAGCGGCCCCAUUCAGUUCCAUUCUGUGCCGGGCGCAGCGGAUGCGGACAGGGAGUGCAACUUCCUGCUCAGCAAAAGCCUCUAA